AUGGCCGAGGAAACACCGCCAACGCCAAUCCACACCUACCACUGCCUCUGCACCACACUCGUCUUGAGCACGAAGCAUGACCUACAAACCCUUCCUCGGCGGCAGGAACCCGUGCAAGACGCCGCCCUGAUUCUGGCUCCGCCCGUCGACAUAACUAGGUCUGAUGAAAUUGAGCUAGGAAGUGCGCAGACAGCGAGUUCUGUUAUGCUCAACGUUGCACCGCAACGCAAACCCGUCAUAAUUCGAAGGGAAGAUGGAUUCGAGAGAAGAACGUUGCUCAAGUGUGCCAGAUGCAAACUAGUCCUAGGAUACAGUCUAGACGAGGCUCAUUGGGCGAAUGCGGAGGGACGAGCAAGGCCUCUCUAUCUGCUCCCUGGUGGUCUGCUCAGCACGGCGGAAAUGGUAGGGGGCAAGGAACCGGCAACUCCUGCCUGGGCGGAACAAAAAUAG
This is a messenger RNA of Cladophialophora carrionii CBS 160.54, 450 nucleotides long. RefSeq lists its product as uncharacterized. The coding region runs from base 1 to 450 and encodes 149 amino acids. The record is from RefSeq and is a predicted model, not a curated record. The transcript has a single exon. Lineage: Eukaryota; Fungi; Ascomycota; Eurotiomycetes; Chaetothyriales; Herpotrichiellaceae.